CUGGGGCCGGGCGGGGCUGCGUGGGGUCGAGGAGCAGGCGGGGCCGCGGGGGUGCGGCUGUCCCCGCCCCGCACGCUGCUCUGCCGGCCGCUAGAGGAGGGGACGGCGCGGGCAGGCGGGAGCGUUGGAGCGCGCCGGCGGCCCGGGCCCCGCGGGAGCGCGGCUGCGACGCGCGGAGCCGGGACGACGGGUAGGCGGACGGCCGCUUUCCUUGCGUCGCUGCCUCGCGCGGGCCGUUGACCCCGGGGAUGUGAGUGGCACCGCGAGGCCGGCGGGGCCCGGAGCGGCGCGAGGCGAGUCUCAGACGCACCAGCCUGGGGAGAGCUGCUGUCGGGGUGAAGCGGGACCAGCCUCGGAUGCGUUACUUGUGCUUUCUGUAUCUCGGCCAAGAGAAGACCCAGGGGUCCGUGGAGGCCAGCAUGAAGCUGAAGAAGCAGGUGACCGUGUGUGGGGCAGCUGUCUUCUGCGUGGCGGUCUUUUCGCUCUACCUCAUGCUGGACCGAGUGCAGCAUGACCCUGCCCGGCACCAGAGUGGCGGGAACUUCCCUCGGAGCCAAAUUUCCGUGCUGCAGAACCGCAUCCAGCAGCUGGAGCAGCUGCUGGAGGAGAACCACGAGAUCAUCAGCCACAUCAAGGAGUCUGUGCUGGAGCUGACCGCCAACGCCGAGGGCCCGCCCGCCCUGCUGCCCUACUACACGGCCAACGGCUCCUGGGUGGUGCCGCCAGAGCCCCGGCCCAGCUUCUUCUCCGUCUCCCCGCAAGACUGCCAGUUUGCCCUGGGGGGCCGGGGCCAGAAGCCGGAGCUGCAGAUGCUGACCGUGUCGGAGGAGCUGCCUUUCGACAACGUGGACGGCGGCGUGUGGAAGCAAGGCUUCGACAUCUCCUACGGCCCGCACGACUGGGACGCCGAGGACCUGCAGGUGUUCGUGGUGCCCCACUCUCACAACGACCCAGGCUGGAUCAAGACCUUCGACAAGUACUACUCCGAGCAGACGCAGCACAUCCUCAACAGCAUGGUGUCCAAGCUGCAGGAGGACCCGCGGCGGCGCUUCCUCUGGGCCGAGGUCUCCUUCUUCGCCAAGUGGUGGGACAACAUCAACGCCCAGAAGAGAGCAGCGGUCCGCAGGCUGGUGGGGAACGGGCAGCUGGAGAUUGUGACGGGAGGCUGGGUGAUGCCCGACGAGGCCAACUCCCACUACUUUGCGCUGAUCGACCAGCUCAUCGAGGGGCACCAGUGGCUGGAGAAAAACCUCGGUGCAGCCCCGCGCUCCGGCUGGGCGGUGGACCCCUUCGGGCACAGCCCCACCAUGGCGUACCUGCUGCGCCGGGCCAACCUGACCAGCAUGCUGAUUCAGAGGGUGCACUACGCCAUCAAGAAGCACUUUGCCACCACCCACAGCCUGGAGUUCAUGUGGAGGCAGACCUGGGACUCGGACUCCACCACGGACAUCUUCUGCCACAUGAUGCCCUUCUACAGCUACGACGUGCCCCACACCUGCGGCCCGGACCCCAAGAUCUGCUGCCAGUUCGACUUCAAACGCUUGCCCGGCGGGCGCAUCAACUGCCCCUGGAAGGUGCCCCCCCGAGCCAUCACGGAGGCCAACGUGGCCGAGAGGGCAGCCCUGCUGCUGGACCAGUACCGCAAGAAGUCCCGGCUCUUCCGGAGCAACGUCCUGCUGGUGCCGCUGGGCGACGACUUCCGCUACGACAAGCCCCAGGAGUGGGACGCCCAGUUCUUCAACUACCAGCGGCUCUUCGACUUCCUCAACAGCAAGCCUGACCUCCACGUGCAGGCCCAGUUUGGCACCCUCUCCGACUACUUUGACGCCUUGUACAAGAGGACGGGGGUGGAGCCAGGGGCCCAGCCCCCGGGGUUUCCUGUGCUGAGUGGAGAUUUCUUCUCCUACGCGGACCGGGAGGACCAUUACUGGACAGGCUAUUACACCUCCCGGCCGUUCUACAAGAGCCUGGACCGCGUCCUGGAAGCCCACCUGCGGGGGGCGGAGAUUCUGUACAGCCUGGCCGUCGCUCACGCCCGCCGCGCCGGACUGGCCAGCCAGUACCCGCUCUCGAACUUGGCCCUCCUGACGGAAGCUCGGCGCACCCUGGGGCUCUUCCAGCACCACGACGCCAUCACUGGCACCGCCAAGGAGGCCGUCGUGGCGGACUACGGCGUCAGGCUGCUGCGCUCCCUCGUGGGCCUGAAGCAGGUCAUCAUUAACGCAGCUCACUACCUGGUGCUGGGCGACAAGGAGACCUACCACUUUGACCCCGCGGCACCCUUCCUCCAGACGGAUGACAGCCGCCUGAAUCACGAUGCCCUGCCGGAGCGCGCUGUGGUCCAGCUGGACGCCUCACCCAGGUACGUGGUGCUCUUCAACCCGCUGGAGCACGAGCGGCUCAGCGUGGCGUCCCUGCUGGUCAGCUCGCCCCACGUGCGCGUGUUCUCGGAGGAGGGUCAGCCCCUGGCCGUGCAGGUCAGCGCCCACUGGAGCUCCGCCACCGAAAUGGUCCCCGACGUCUACCAGGUGUCGGUGCCCGUCCGGCUGCCGGCGCUGGGCCUGGGCGUGCUGCAGCUGCAGCUGGGCCUGGACGGACACCGCACGCUGCCCUCCUCCACGCGCGUCCACCUGCACGGCCGGCGGCUGGCUGUCAGCCGGCACGAGGCCUUCCCUCUGCGCGUCGUCGACUCCGGCGCCGGCGACUUUGCCAUCAGCAACCGCUACAUGAAGGUCUGGUUCUCAGGCCUUAGCGGGCUCCUCAAGAGCAUCCGAAGGGUGGACGAGGAGCAGGAGCAGCGCGUGGACAUGGAGUUCCUCGUCUACGGCACCCGCACGUCCAAGGACAAGAGCGGAGCCUACCUCUUCCUGCCUGACGGCGAGGCCCAGCCGUACGUGCCCAAGGACCCCCCUGUGCUGCGUGUCACGGAAGGCCCCUUCUUCUCCGAGGUGGCGGCCUACUACGAGCACGUGCACCAGGUGGUGCGGCUGUACAACCUGCCAGGCGUGGAGGGGCUGUCCCUGGAGCUGUCGUCGCUGGUGGACAUCCGGGACUACGUCAACAAGGAGCUGGCCGUGCGUCUCCGCACGGACAUCGGCAGCCAGGGCACCUUCUUCACGGACCUCAACGGCUUUCAGGUGCAGCCCCGGCGGUACCUGAAGAAGCUGCCCCUGCAGGCCAACUUCUACCCCAUGCCGGUCAUGGCCUACCUCCAGGACGCCCGGAGCCGCCUCACGCUGCACACGGCCCAGGCCCUGGGCGUCUCCAGCCUCCGCGAUGGCCAGCUGGAGGUGAUCCUGGACCGGAGGCUGAUGCAGGACGACAACCGCGGCCUGGGCCAAGGGCUCAAGGACAACAAGAGGACCUGCAACCGCUUCCGCCUCCUGCUGGAGCGGCGCACCCUGGGCAGCGAGGUCCCAGACGGCCACUCCUCCAGCUACCCGUCCCUCCUCAGCCACCUGACCUCCGUGUCCCUGAACGCCCCGGUGCUCGCCCUGCCUGUGGCCAAGAGGCAGCGCCCCGCCCCCAGCCUGCGCUCCUUCCACCCCCUGGCCGCCUCCCUGCCCUGCGACUUCCACCUGCUCAACCUGCGCACGCUGCACGCCGAGGACGAUGCCCUGCCCUCGGCGGAAGCCGCGCUCAUCCUACACCGCAAAGGCUUUGACUGUGGCCUCGAGGCCAAGAACCUGGGCUUCAACUGCACCACGAGCCAAGGCAAGGUGGCCCUGGGCAGCCUUUUCCACGGCCUGGACGUGGGCUUCCUGCAGCCGACGUCCUUGACGCUGCUGUACCCGCUGGCCGCGCCCUCCAACGGCACUGACGUCUACUUGGAGCCCAUGGAGGUCGCCACCUUCCGCCUCCGCCUGGGCUAGGGCCUCCCGCGGCCCGGAGACCAGGUCCGUCCACAGAGACUGCCUCCCACACAAGGCCGGGUCGGACGAGCCACGCAGGGCGUCUCCUGUGCUGAUCUACCUCUCAGAACCCGACAGACUGGGCUCGGCCCUGGUUUCCUGGUUGUGGCUGCUUCUGUGUGCGGGGGCCGCCCGCGGCCCGGUGUUGGGGAGCCAGGGCCCACACUGGCGAGAUCAGGGAGACCCGGCCCAAGGUCGGGGUGGGCAGGGCCGGCCUCGGCUCGGGGUGCGAGUGGCCGCCCCGUUGGGCACAGGCCCAAGCACCCAGUCUUUUCCCAGAGUGGGAUGGCGGAGAAGCAGGAGGGGUAGGGGAGGCCCAGGGGGUAACGGCCGGCCUCAGGGCUGGCUGGCGACGGGGGAUCCCGGGGUCGUGUAGGGACUGCCUGUCCCUGCUCGGCAGGCAGGAGGGGAAUGGGGACUGAGCCAGCAGCGGGUGGAGGAGGCAUCACGGCUGUGGGACCCGCCCGCCCUGGCUAGGGGCUGCAGUGUGGCAGGAGGAGUCACUAGACGCUGUUGCGCCAGAGGUCGCAGGACACUUCAGGUACAAAUCCCCGUCUGGGGCUGGGCACUUGGUCUGUGUGUUGAUUUGUGGGAAGGUGGCGGGGCGUGGGGGGUCCUCCACCCCACUGACGCCUCUUCGGUUCCUGUACUCUGCACCCCACUGUCCCCCAGAGCUCCUUCCAAUCGUUGUGGGGGGUGUGUGGUCAACCAGGCUUCCUUCCCUGGAGAGACAGCGGAGCCUCCGAGACGCCGGGCGCGGGCAACCUGAGAGGGCUGUUGGCGCCGCCCCUCCAGCCAGGCCACAGGGCUCCACGUCGGUGCCCCCCCUCCCGGAGGGCCAGGAGCGGUCCUGGCGCGGGACCAGGGGUGUGCGCGUCAUUUGCAGGCACCGCGGCUGCUUUAUUUCCGCUCCAAUUAACAGAGAAAAAUUCACGAUAGCCUCUACCGAUGCUGAAACGACAUCGGCCAAAUUCACAAGCUACCCCUUCUUACAGGUUUAAGGUUAGAAAGGGACGUGCUGAUGUAGAUCAAGGCUGCUAUCAGAAACCCACAGGGAACGGCAUUGCUGGAGUCCAGAGCCGGCCGAGGCCCUACUGGUAUUGAGGGAAGUCCCGGCACAGCCGAGCCCGGCGGUGUGGCCGGUGAGGGCGAUGGAGACGAGGUACAAUUGUCAUUACGUGGGGACAACAGGAGGGCCGGCCCCUGAAGUCAACUGCAGACCUAGCAAGAGCAUUGAUUCCAUAAGCUGACCCCGCUGACACUAGCAGUUUCCUGUAUAGACUCCGGCUGUCUCCAGACAGCCCAUAAAUUCAUCCUAUUCCAGUGAGAUUGGAUAUUUUUUGCAAUUUGACAAGUUCUAAAGUUCAUUGGGAAGAGUAAACGUGUGAGAAUACUAGUUGUGAGUACUGAUGCGUCAGUCGGGGGUGGCCGUGCCGUAGGAGGGGGGGUGGAGGGCACUCGGCCUGCGGGACUUCCCGAGGGGUGCUCAAGCGACCGUGACGAGUCCCGUGCGUGUGUCCUGGAGGGACAAGGGGGGCGGGCCGUGCACAGACCCAGCUGUUUGGGGGUUUAGGAUAAAAGCAGUAUUUACGGGGGAAAAGACGGAUUAUUUAGUAACUAGUACUUUAUCUUUGAAAGUUAGCUCUUUGCCUCAUAGUUUCCACAAGAAUUAAUUCCAGAGGGGAAAAUAUCAAAAAGUUCAAACUAUAAAAUUACUGCAGAAAAUACAGGGUAUUUUUGUACCUCUGGUGUGGGAAGGUCUGUUCUAAAUGACGUGAAACCUAAAAGGUUUUUAUAAUAAGGGAAAAGAUAGAUUUUUACCACAAACACAUUCAGAGUUUCUGCGUGAUGGAAAACAUCAAGGUUAAGACGCAAAUGACAGCUGGGGGAGAAAAUGCACACGAGGAGAAAAGCUCGCUAAGCAGCGAUGUAGAGCUGCAAGAGUGACACCGCGGCCCCCCGGGACACUCGGAAUCCCAUCUGUCCCGCAGUGCAAGAGACAAGGUCAUCAGCGUGGAGGGCGGUCUGUGGAGCGGAGCUCUUGGGACCUGAGACCGACGUGGCAAGAACUAAAAACUAACUAGUGCCAGGGGAAAGGCAGAUUCCCGGGCACAGCCUGCUGGACCAGUCUCUGAGAGGAGGGGCCAAGGAAUCUGCAUGGUAACAAGCUCCCAGGUGACCCUCUUGCACACCAAACCGGGCAGCGGGCCCCCAAGUUCGAGGCAAGCAGCAGCGCUGGACCGUGGCCGUGGAGUGCCGGCACUGAGGCCUCGCAGCUCUGACCGUUAACAAUCAGAGCUGGAGCCAGGACUGAACGCAGACAGAAGCACCUUCAGCCCCUGGAACUGGAUGGAAUUCUGUUCCUGCGCUUCUCUGUCCCCCUAGAACCACCCUGUUUGCGUGAAGAAGGGAGAGCUGUAUGGUGCGCCGGCACCCAGGCAGAGCGCUGGUGUGGCUUGUGUAGGGGGCAAGUGUGACCUCCAGUACCUGUGUAGGGGAGGUGACACCUGUACCCGGAAAUCGACCUGCGUACCACACUGUCACUGUGCUUCGCGGUGACACUCUGGCGCUCACGGAGGGGAAGAUCAGGCUGGGAACGAGGCUGGCCAUCAAAACCAAGAUCUCUAAACGUCUUUGUGUUUCUCUAACAAAAAUGUGUACGAAGAACAAACACUUCCCAGUGGCAGUUCUCACGGUUCCAUUUGUCUUCAUCCCCUGAGGACAAACCAGAUCCUUCCUAACAAACCUCAGUCUUAUUUAAGAGUCGGUGAGAAAUCAGUUCAGCUGCCAGGACCAAGUGGGCCUGCCAAGGGCUUCCACCCACUGCGACUCCUGACCUUUGACCUCCCCAGUUGAGAAUAAACCUGAACUGGAAGUGAACUCCGCAUAAUUAGGUUGUCUACGCACUAGCGGGUUGCGGAGGAGGCCUUCUUGGCACUUGGAAUGUGACAGGAAUGAAGAUUUAAGACACGGCGUUGAGUGUAAAAGCCUCGAGAUGCCUAGAAGCGGGUGUUCCCUGCUGGAAUGGCUAGGACUUAACGUUCCAGCUAGAGGAGGCACAGCAAUACUGCUGCCCCCUACUGUCUAAGAAUGCUGCAUGGAGUAUUUAAAAUGGGAAAAGCAUUUUCUAAUUGUAGGCCAGAAGCAGAACUUUGGGUUCCCAGCUCUGGCAAAGUGAGCCUCUGUGUAAACCGUGAGGCGCCCUAUUAUCACAGACUGAAGGUAGCCAUGUGCUAAUGUUAAUUUCUUGGUGUUGAUGGUUCUAGUUGGGUCACAUAGAAUUUCUGUGUCUACAUACUAAGGUGUUUAGGGGCAACAGGGCAUCCGGUUGGCACAUUAACGUCAAGUGGCUCAGGGGGGAAACUUGCGUACCCUCUACUUCCAACUCCCGUUUCUGAUGGUUUAAAAAAUUGAAUUUAAAAAAUAAAUAUCUUCUAUAUUGGCUCAGAUCAAA
This is a messenger RNA of Phyllostomus hastatus (greater spear-nosed bat), 7365 nucleotides long. RefSeq names its product mannosidase alpha class 2A member 2 (gene MAN2A2). Lineage: Eukaryota; Metazoa; Chordata; Mammalia; Chiroptera; Phyllostomidae. Gene Ontology annotation, molecular function: alpha-mannosidase activity; carbohydrate binding. Gene Ontology annotation, cellular component: Golgi membrane. The record is from RefSeq and is a predicted model, not a curated record. The transcript is spliced from 24 exons. Gene Ontology annotation, biological process: mannose metabolic process; N-glycan processing; protein deglycosylation. The coding region runs from base 357 to 3872 and encodes 1171 amino acids.